UACGGACAUACCACGACAACCGCUUGCGAGCACGCUAAAAUGCAUUAGAUUCAGCCUAAUUGCAAAUCAUUAUUUUAUUAUAAGUUAUACAUGCUGUGCAAGUGUGGGAUGGUUGGUCUGAAAAUAGCAUAACGAGCUAACAUUAGCAAACAACCCGUAACACAAGUCAAUGUUACGUCACGUGGUGUGAGUAGGGCGGCCAUCUUUCUCUAAAAACACAAACAACAAGAGUAAGGAGCAGACUUCUCGACUAGACAUCAACACGCAGCGACCGUAGGAGAGGGGGUAAAUAAAUCAAAUAUUGCGCACGACUUCAUGACAGUAUCAGUACCAUUCUGUUGGAGGAGGAUGUUUGCAGAAAGAGAAAGGAAACCAAUGCAUAUGAAUUAAAACCGAAGAUUGUACACAACAAAACGUAUUUUAAAAAAAAUAACAAACGACAUUAAUUCAAAGCAGUUUGAAGGGAGGUGGACAGGAAUCAAAGGUGUCGACACCUAGCGGGCCAGUCAAGCCACGUUUCAGUCGGAGAGAGAACGACAGGAGAGAAAAGAGGGAGAGAGUCGCGUCUGCUCCUGGCAGCUGUUCCAGCAGCCUGUUCUGUUUUCCCCUGGGUUUUUGAUUUAAAUCGAGAAUAAUCGUCAUUUUUUUUCAUGUCAAAUGUGAUAUUACUGCUGUUGUCGUAAUCAUUAUUGUUACUAUCGAGUAUUUUAUUUUGUUUGUUUCAUCAACUCGUUUUCGGAUUAUUCCAGUUUCUUGUUUUUAUUUUUACGACUUUUUCCAGCUGUGAGCAGAGGCUUCUUCCAAACUGUCCUCAUAUCCAUACCAGUACUCUAUCCCCUAUACACACCUGAAACAGGCAGCUAUUCUCUAUCUCUGUGUGUAUUGGGGAGCUCUGUUACCACAGCUGUGUAAGCACCACUCAGCCUUCUCACUCAGCCUUCUAAGCCUAACUAAGCCAGUCCUAGCCUGGUCCAGCGAAGUCCAGCCUGGUCCACUCUUCUGGACAGGAUACUCAGCUCUGUAAAGACGUGAGGAAUAUGACUGCUGAGACACUUAACUUCGGCCCAGAAUGGCUCCGUGCACUAUCCAGUGGGGGGAGUGUGACGUCCCCCCCUCCUUCCCCCGCCAUGCCAAAGUACAAGCUGGCCGAGUAUCGCUACGGCCGAGAGGAGAUGUUAGCACUUUAUAUCAAAGAGAACAAGGCCCCAGAGGACAUGCAGGAUAAGGAGUUUGCUGCUAUUCUGCAAGAUGAGCCCAUGCAGCCACUGGCACUGGAGCCUCUCACUGAGGAGGAGCAGAGGAACUUCUCCAUGUCUGUGAACAGCGUGGCUGUGAUGAGGCUCAUGGGUAAAGGAGGUGGAGUCGCCCCAGCGAGCAUGGCCCGAGGCAGAGGCACCACACGAGGUGGAGGCCGAGGGCGAGGCAGAGGAGAGAGUGGAGGAUUCUACCAAAGAAGUAUUGAGGAGGGAGAGGUGGGCUUCGGCCGCGGAGCCAGAGAGAUCUAUCGCAGCCAGAGCUGGGAUGACAGGGGCGAGAGGCGUUUUGAGAAGCCUGCACGUGCCAGGGAGGGGGUACGUGUUGGAUUAGAGGAGGUGACGGGUGUCCCUGUGCCGGGGGUGCCGAGGAAGGACUACACGCGGUCUGACAGUGAGAACUGGCGUACCCUCAGAGAGGAGCAGGAGGAAGAGGAGGGGGCCGACCCAGGAGGCAGCUGGAGACUGGCCGGAGCACGUAGAUUAGAUGACGGAGGUCCAAGGUCUGCAGGCUGGCGGGAGCACGACGGUCCGGUUGAGGGGCGUCGCAGGAAGUGUGAGUUUGACUUCGGCGGAGGUCGCAGGCGGGCCGGGAGCGAAGGGUUAGAUGACGACAGAGACGGACUGCCUGAGUGGUGCACUGAUGAAGAGGACGGAGAAAUGGGCACCUUCGACGCAUCCGGAGCUUUCCUCCCCCUAUCCAAGGAUGAGGAGUUUGACUUCCAGGGGAUAGAGGAGGAGGAAGAGAGCCUGUCUGGCAUGGAGAGGAUCAUGAAUGGAGGACAGAGAGUUGACGUCAAGGAAUCAGCCAGUGACGGGGAGGUGAAGAACAGAACCAGUCCCCCCUCCUCCUCUCCCCCUGCCCCUCCAGCCCUGGGCCUCAACCCCCCCAUGCCCCAGCUCUCCCUCACAGUGGCUGAGCUGGAGGCCUCUCAGAUGGCCGACAGCCACCCUCUUCCUGCUCCUCUCCCUGCUCCUGCUCCUCUCGCUGUUCCUGUCCCUGCCAAGGCCAGCAAGAUGCCAAGUGAAGUAGUAGUUCCUGAAGGAUCACCAGCAGAGGGCUCCACCACCCAGCAGAGCCCCAGCACCUCCUCCAGUCUGCCUUCACCCCCUCUCUCCGUCUCCUCCUCCUCUGCUGCUACCCACCUCCCCCCGCCACCAGGGGGUGACACCGAGGACGACGAGGGCAUGAAGCACCUGCAACAGGAGGCAGAGAAGAUGGUGGCGUCCCUGCAGGACACAUCUCUAGAGGAGGAGUGUUUUACCCAGACGCUGCAGGAGAGCAGAAACACAGCCUCCGCCCUGCCCCUCUCCCACGACGCUGCCAUGAAGUGGUUCUACAAGGACCCCCAGGCAGAGAUCCAGGGUCCGUUCACCACGCUGGAGAUGUACGAGUGGUUCCAGGCGGGCUACUUCUCCAUGUCUCUGCUGGUGAAGAGGGGCUGCGACGAGGGCUUCCAGCCGCUGGGCGACGUCAUUAAGAUGUGGGGGCGCGUGCCUUUCGCCCCCGGGCCCUCCCCACCGCCCCUGCUGGUGAGACCUCCACCACCGCGCCCUCAGCCGCUGCCACCCCGGGGUCCUGCUGUGAGUGAGGCAGCUGGGGAUAGGGUGGGGAGGAUGGGUAACAUGGAUCAGGACCGUCUGAAGAAGCAGCAGCAACAGGACUUGGCAGCAGCAGCUCUCUAUCAGCAGCUCCAGCAGCAGCAGCAGCUAUUCCAGCUCAUCAACAGGUGUGGAGAACAAGGUAUGAUGCCUUCAGUGAACAGGUCAAUGUCAGUGCCAGAUACAGGGUCCAUGUGGGACAUGCAUACCUCAGCUUCACAGCAAUCAGGCGGUGAAGCCAGUUUAUGGGACUUAACAAUGAAUUCUUCAACUCAGGGUCCAACACUCGAACAGCUUCAGAAGCUCCAGCAGGAGAGGAGGGAGGCUGAACUCAGGACGAAGCGCGAAGAGGAGGAGCAGCGCAAGAGGAGAGAGGAGAAAAGGAGGCAGCAGGAGGAGCAGAAGAGGAGGGAGGAGGAGGAGAUCUUCAGACGCAAACAGUGUCGCCAGCAGCAGGAUCUGAUCAUGAAGCUCCUCCAGCAGGCACCUCAGCAGGGCUCAGGCUCCGGGGUGGGGUCUGGCUGGGGCACUGGGGGCCUCAACAAGCCAGGGGCCAAGGGCCUCAGUCUGCUGGACAUGCAGGAAGCCGAGAGGCUUCUCAAACAGCAGCAGAGAGCCCAGCAGCAACAGAGGGAACGCCAUCAAGGCAUGUCCAUGGGUCAGUGGGGGGACGGAGGUGCCGUCCCAGGGGGCCUGUGGGGAGGCGGAGGGGGGAUGGAGGGUAAGGCUGGGGGCGGCGGGGCCAUGGGUCUGUGGGAGGAGGCGGUGAAGAACCAGUCCAGAGGUGGCAGCAUGCAGGGUCUGAAGAACAGCCGCAGCAGCCCCUCACUCAGUGAGCAGUAUAUGUUAAGUCGUAGGAAGCAGCGUACGGAGGAGGAGGACAAGCUGCUGAAGCUGCUGCAGGGCAUCAAGACGCCUCAGGAUGGGUUCACCACCUGGUGUGAACAGAUGCUGCAUGCCCUCAACACCCAAGCCAACAACACCUCCUCCCCACUGGACGUGUCCACAAUCGUGGCGUACCUGAAGGAGGUAGAGUCUCCCUACGAGGUGUUGGACUUUAUUUGCUCCUACCUGGGAGACACCAUGGAAGCCAAAGAGUUCGCCAAGCAGUUCCUGGAGCGCCGUGCCAAACAGAAACAGAACCAGAAGAGGCAGCAGGAGCAGCUAUCAAAGGAAGUAGCAGGGCUGACCAUGAACAACUUCCCUCUGCAGGACUCCAUGCGGGGCAUGAACCCCAGCGCCCUGCAGUCUAUGUUCCAGGCGGCCCACAUGGCUAAGGGAGGGAUGUACGACGCCCAGGGGGGCAUGAAGAAGAAGAAACAGCCCGUGAUGCUGCAGUCUGACCCCAGCAUCCUAGGCUACUCGUUCCACAACGCGGGCGAGCGUCUCAACCUAAAUGAGAUGGAGAUGGUGGAGGAUUACUGAUCCAGAUCUGAUCAGCAGCGGCAAUAGCUACUACCUGAGGCCUUCUGUCUACUAAUCAGACAAACCUGAUGACGAAUGUGCACUGCUAGGGGAUGGGGGGGCUCGUAUGGGGACAGGAAGGAGAGGAUUGUUUCACUACCCCCCACCCAAAAAAAAUGAGUAGGGCUCCUCUCCUUAAAUCGUUCACUUGAGUGGGUGGAUGGGUGGAUGAGGUGAAAGGGGGUGUGAUGAGUAUCCCUUGGCACUUGUAAGACUAAGCACCUUAAACUGAACUAAUGCACUUUAUUAUUAAGUUUGAAUAUUUUUUUUUAUGAAUACAGAAUCGGGGUGUGUGUGUGUGUGUGUGUGUGUGUGUGUGUGUGUGUAUUGAAUCUACACGCAAUGCCGUAUGUAUACACGUGAAAAUCUGAACUGGAAGGGUGAGGUGUAUGGUUGGUGGGAUAGGCUCACUGGGAGGGGGAACUCAAAGUUAGAGGGGACCUUUAUUUUGAAACCUUAUCAGAAAAACCAAUCCUUUCUUUAAAGACAAACACUGUUGUUUUUUUGUUUUUUUAAGACAAUACAUUUAUAUAAAAAGUAAAGCUAUUACAAAAAAAAUGGAUACAAAGAAAACUUGAAGAUUUGCACUUGUGUUAAAAAAAAAGAAAGAUAAAAAAACAAAAACAAAUGAGGUUAGGUAUAGAGAUUAAUAUUUUGUGUGUGUGUGUGUGUGAGGGCCGCUGUGUAUCAGAAACACACUAGUCUGCACAAUGUAUAUAUUUUUUCCAUUGCUUACCAAGAUGUAUGUCAUUUGGUUCAAAUUAGAUACAUUUUUUUUUUUUUUUUUCAUGAGUAGAACGUCUGUCCUCUUGUACAGAGGGACUUUCUUUGUAUACUUGUGUGUGAGACCGAGAGAGAGAGGGCAAUCCCACAACACAUCCGUUCUCUCACCAGCUCGUCAUCCCCAGAUAGACGUCGUAGAAAUACAUACAUUUGGGGAGGAGGAUUAUGGCUUUAUGUUGUUGACCACCACUUGUUAAUUUAAAAAAAAAAAUCUGGGUGAUUUUGGAGUAUGGGCUAUACCCCUCCCCUGCUGUCUUCUCUCAGCUUCGGUCUCUGAGCCUCUGUGAGGUUUCAAACAGACAGUGGUAAGGAUCUUUAGUGUGUGUGUACGCCUGUUUCUUUACUAAUCAUAGGAAAGAAGUGAUCCCUACAGGUACUCAUCUCUGUGUGUGUAUAUGCAUGCACAUUUUUGCCUUAGAACUCUGAAAGGGUGAAUGGGAGGGAAUGUUCAGUGGCCAUUGAGACAUUAACUACUUUGAGUGUACUGUUAUGUUAAAGGAGAAUUUAACUAUUUUUAGGGACCUAAUCUUUAUUUUUGAUGUAAAUGGCAUGUUAUAGAAAGGGUCCAGACGACAUAUUUUUUUUUUUGCAAUUUCAUUUGGUUUUGAGAAACUUAACCAGAAGCGAUCGACUUCCUGAGCCUCAUUCUGGAGUUCCAGGGCAUCCAAGAACAUGAGAGCUUUGCUGUUUGUAAAAGGGUGUUUUUGGAGCCCUUUUCAUGGUUUUUCGGUGCCCCGGAACUCCAGGCUCGAGAAGUCAAUCCCUGCCGGGGUACAUUUUUCAAAACCAAGUGAAAUUGCAAAAAGAUGGGUCUGUAAACCUUGUAUAACAUGCCAUUUACAUGCAAAAUAAAGAUAAGGUUCUUAAUGAAAUUCUCUUAAGCGCUCUGCACAGUCAAUGUGCAUGUCAGUCAUGUAUCCUAAUAUUUCUAGUAUAGCCUGGGGAUGAUGAUGAUUCUUCUUUGGAAGGUUAGUCCGGUUUAGCUUUCCUGGGACGUGAUCACGUUGCCUUGUCGGUUUUCUUUAACUUGCGUGUGAAAGGUGUUGAGUUUCAGAUUCUGCUCAAAACAAUUGGCAUCAAACUGUCUGUAUACAGGACAGUGCACAACAUGUUAGCAUAUUUGUGUUACUUAUUGUUGUUGCUAUUGAUAAUGAUGCUGGUGACGUUUCUUUUUUUGAAUGAAUAUAAAUGAACAUUUAUAUAUGAAAAUAUAUAUAUAUAUACAAAGAAAAAAAAGGAUUUGGACUAAGAUUAUGAUGAGCACUUGGGGCUGCUUUUUUUCUCUUUGUUUUUGUUUCAUUACCGCCAUGUGAAGUGCGUUUUAUUUCUUUCUUAAGAAAACAUUGAAUGUAUUCCCCUCCCCCAAAAAAAGACAAAACGUGAUGAUACCGGAUAUAAUUUCAACAACAAAAAAACUCAGAUUGAAGAGGUCUUUCCCCUUUUUCUUUUUUACUCCGAGGAAGAACUCGGGAUGGCUACAGUUGAUCCCACUGCCUCUGCAAUCCUGUUCUUACAAAAACAAUAUUACUAUGAGAAAUAAAAUAGACUUUUCUAUUCCUUACUGGAUUUUGGGUUGUUUACAAAACGGAUUUCUGUGGGUGCAUUUUUUUUUGUGUGUAGGAGUGGGCUUUUGCGAGUGUGCUUCUGCAAUAUGGACAUUCAUUGGCGUACAUUGUUUUUGGCGGGAGGAGGAGUGACAUCACAAUGUGACGGACAAGAUCCUUGCCCUUUGACCCUUUAGUGGGCAUGGCUCUUUGGAACUGACUGAUCCUCAAGGAGCGCAGGAGAAAGAAAUCAACAACAAAGUUAGUCUGUUUUUUUGUUUUUGUUUUGGAGGAGUUCAUUAUUAGUGUGUCUUCUGGUUCCUUUUUUGUUGUUUAACUAGACAAGGACUGAAAGGAGUAUAAAGCUUAAUCAAAAAGCAGAGCACAGCGGAGGUGUUUUUGGUACUUCGACCAUGCAUAAAGGAAACAACAAUAUCAUCGCUUUAAUAGGAGAAAAAAUGCCCUGGAGGGAAAUUGUGGAGUUUCAAAUUUUUUUAUCCACCAACCUAAAAGAGACAGAUGGACAAACCUUUGAGGGGUGGAUGAGAAUAAAGGAAAUUUGAAGA
Molecule: messenger RNA, 7212 nt
Organism: Salvelinus namaycush (lake trout)
Lineage: Eukaryota; Metazoa; Chordata; Actinopteri; Salmoniformes; Salmonidae
Product: GRB10-interacting GYF protein 1-like
Exons: 25
Coding region: 1038-4280 (1080 amino acids)
Biological process (GO): insulin-like growth factor receptor signaling pathway
Molecular function (GO): protein binding
Source: RefSeq, a predicted model, not a curated record